Saprolegnia diclina VS20 is the source of this 3804-nucleotide messenger RNA. RefSeq lists its product as hypothetical. Gene Ontology annotation, molecular function: ATP hydrolysis activity; ATP binding; ABC-type transporter activity. Gene Ontology annotation, cellular component: membrane. Lineage: Eukaryota; Oomycota; Saprolegniomycetes; Saprolegniales; Saprolegniaceae. The coding region runs from base 1 to 3804 and encodes 1267 amino acids. The record is from RefSeq and is a predicted model, not a curated record. The transcript is spliced from 3 exons. Gene Ontology annotation, biological process: transmembrane transport.
AUGACAUCGUACCAUCCAGUGCAAACACCAACGAACGACGUGAGCAAAGGCGACCGCGGGGUCAACCCACGCGAGACGGCGCGCUGGCCCUCGAUCCUUACCAUUGGCUGGAUUAGCCGCCUCAUUCAGCGUGGCGCGAUCGCGCCGCUGACCGAGGACGACACGUGGCCGCUGCCGGCGCACGACACGGCUGCCGCCCUCCACGAUCGCUUCGAGCCGCAUUGGGCGUUCGAGAAGAUCCGUGCCGUGCCGCGCCUCCAUUACGCGCUGUGGCUGACAUUUCGCGGUCAGAUCCUUCGAGACCUCUUUCUCUACUUUGUGUACGCCGGCAUGAUGCUGCUGCAGCCGAUUUUGAUCCAGUCGAUCUUGCAGUGCAUCGAGCAAGACCCGGUCGUCCACACGUCCAUGCACAUCACCAACGGCUACGUGUUGGCAGCGCUUCUCACGGCGCUCUCGUUCGUCUCGAUUACGCUCAUUGAUUACGCGCAGUACUCCAACUCGCACACGGGCUGCAACGCCAAGUCGAUUGUCCUCGACUUGGUCUUUCGCAAGACGCUAAUGCUCUCGGGCGCGGCCGCAGUCGGUCUCUCGACCGGCGACAUUGUGACGUUGGCGUCCGUCGACGCCGACCGGAUCUUUAUGGGCUUUAGCUUUGGCUACUGGGCGCUCGUUGGGCCGCUCAUGCUGCUGGCGGUCUACAUUCUGAUUGGGUACCAGCUUGGCGCCGUUGUCGGCGUCAUUGGCGGCGUCACGAUGUUUCUCGCCCUGUACGUUGGCUACGUCUCGGGGCGCAAGGUCGGCGACAUUCGACGCGACCUUCUCAAGGUCCAAGCCAGCCGCGUCAAGCUCACGAACGAGGUGCUCCAAGGCAUCCGCGUCGUCAAACUCUACGCGUGGGAGGCGAGUCUAGAAGCGCAGCUCGCGACGAUCCGCGACCACGAGAUUGCGCUCCUCAAGAAGUACCACACCCGCCGGACGUUUAACACCGUCUUGCUCUACAUAGCGCCCGUGAUCUCGCUCGCGAUCUGCCUCCUCGUGUAUGUUGCACUCGGCCACACGCUCACGGCGCCGAUUGCGUUCACGGCACUGGCCUAUGUCAACGUCGCCCGCUUCCCGUGCACUGUCUUUUCGACGUCGAUCAUGAUGACUGCCGAGAUGCUCGCGUCGUGCGAGCGCAUUGGCACCUACUUGGCGUCGACAAAUGUGGUCGCCGCGAUUGACGCGCCGGUCUACAAUGGGCCGACGACGGUCGCGAUGACCGACGCUGCGUUCAGCUGGGCCACGUCAACCCCUGACAUAGAGGCAUCGUCGCUCACGCUUCGAGACCUCACAUUCACGCUGACGCCGGGUAGCCUCACGAUCGUUGUCGGGCCCGUCGGCAGCGGCAAGUCGAGUCUUGUGAGCGCGAUCCUGGGCGAAAUUCCCCACGUCCACGGCCAUCGCAAUGUCGCGGGUCGUCUCUCGUACGUCAGCCAAGAGCCGUGGAUCCAGCACGCGACGAUCAAGAACAACAUCCUCUUCCAUGCUGACGACGACGACGAUGACUACUACCACCGGGUGCUUGCGGCGUGCCAGCUCGGACCAGACCUCGCCAUGUUGCCCUUGGGCGACGCGACCGAAAUUGGCGAGCGCGGCAUCAACUUGAGUGGCGGCCAGAAGGCGCGUGUCAGCUUGGCCCGCAGCGUGUACCAUCAAUCGGCCGACAUCUAUCUCCUCGAUGACCCGCUGAGCGCCCUCGACGUGCAUGUUGCAACGGCGGUCUUUCACGAGUGCAUUCGCGGCCUCCUCGGUGGCAAGACGACGAUUCUGGUCCUCAACAGUCACUACCAUUUUCUCCCGCUCGCGGACCGCGUGUUGCUCAUGGACAACGGGUCGAUCGUCGGUGACGGCUGCUUCGAGUCGCUCAAGACGGACUUUCCACAUUUGAUGAACUUUACCGAGUCCAAUGCCACACAGGACGACAAUGACGACAGCGCGUCCCCAUCGCUCGACAAGCCCACGCCACCCAAGGAGACGGGUGCUAGCGUCCAAAAGGCUGGCGGUGGCCUUAUGGACAAGGAAGACCGCGCCACCGGGGCUGUCUCGGCUGCAACCUACAAGACCUACUUUGGCUCGAGCGGCUACAACGGGCUGGUGGUGGCGGCGUCGAUUUGCGUCUUUUUGACCCUCUCGCAGACUGCGCUCGCAAUGACGGACUGGUUCAUGAGCUACUGGUCCAACCAUGCAACCAUGAUGGCCAAGGUCUCGUCCGGGUACAUUUACCUCGGGUGCGCGGUCGUCUCGGUCGUGCUCGUGUAUGGCCGAUCGCUGUACAUCCUCAUGGUCGCCAUCAAGUGCUCCCAGUCGCUGCAUGCACUGCUGCUGCGCAAGGUCCUCGCCGCACCCGUCCCAACGUUCUUUGACGUGACGCCCAUUGGUCGCAUCCUCAACCGGUUCUCGAGCGAUUUGGACCAAACCGACUCGCAGCUGCCGUACUUUGGGCUGCUUUUGCUGCAGUUUGUAUUUCAAAUCGUGGCCGUCCUCAUCGUGUGCGUCGUCUCGACGCCGUACAUUCUUAUCGUGUACGUACCGCUCGCCUACCUCUUUUUCAAGGUCCAGCAGUACUACAACAAGUCGUCGACCGAGCUCAAGCGGCUCGAGAGCACGAGCCGGUCGCCCGUUGUCACGUCGGUCGCCGAGACACUCAGCGGUCUCUCGACGAUCCGCGCCUUCAACAAAACACGCAUUAUCCUCGCCAAGCAGCGCGCGUCCGUCGACCACUACAUGAGCUUCUCGUUCCUCUUUACGUGUGCCGGCCGGUGGUUCCAGAUGCGCCUCGACUGGCUCAGCGCCGCCAUCAUCGCCGGCGUCGCCUUCAUUUGCAUUCUGACCAAAGCCUCGAUUGGGAUUGCCGCAGCGGGCUUGACGCUCACGUAUGCGUCGCAGCUCUCGGUGUUUCUCUCCAACACGGCCAAGAUGCUCAACAUGGUCGAGAAUCUCAUGACGUCGGUCGAGCGACUCAGUCACUACAAGUCACUCGAGAACGAAGACGAGUCGACGAUCGGUCGCGUCACUGUCGACGCAGCAUGGCCCUCGGCUGGCGUCAUCACCUUUUGCAACUACUCGAUGCGGUACCGCGAACACCUCGACCUCGUCCUCAACCAAGUGUCGUUCACGGUGCCAUCGGGCGCCAAAGUUGGCAUCUGCGGCCGCACCGGCUCGGGCAAGAGCUCGCUCAUGGCCGCGCUCUUCCGCAUGGUGCCAAGAGCGUCCGGUUCGAUUGCCAUCGAUGACGUCGACAUUGCGACCGUGUCGGUGACAACGCUCCGGUCGCGGCUCACGAUCAUCCCGCAAGACCCAGUGCUUUUCUCUGGCUCGUUGCGUUUCAACUUGGACCCGUCGGGUACUGCGGGCGAUGACGAGCUCUGGCGAGUCCUCAAGCAAGUGCACUUGGCCGAAGGCGUUGCCUCGCUCGACGACGAGGUCGCGGAGCGCGGAAGCAACUUUUCGGUCGGUCAGCGCCAACUGCUCUGCAUUGCGCGCGCCCUCUUGCGCAGAAGCCAGGUGGUGGUCCUGGACGAAGCCACCGCCAGCAUUGACCUCGAGUCCGACAAGCGCAUCCAAGCGACGAUCACGGAGUGUUUUGUGGGCAUCACGAUGCUCAUCAUUGCGCAUCGGCUCGACACGAUCAUCGACUCGGACCGGAUUCUCGUGCUCGACGCUGGCCGCGUCGUCGAGUACGACACGCCCAACGUGCUGCUCGCAAAGGCCGACGGUGAAUUCGCGACCCUCGCUGCGCAGGCGCAGUUGCAGCGUCCCUUGUAA